AGGUCGGGGGGUGUGCAGGUACCGCUCAGGGAAGGACUUAGGUUAGCUCAUCUGAAAAAAAAAAAACGCACGGCCAGGGUCACGUUCGUUGUGCAGAGAAUCUUGUUCGGGGCGUUGCUACUCCCGAUUGUCUGCACCGCGCCGUAGUCCUCGUCAGCGGCGGUAGGGGGCUGGUGGCAUCCCGGUGCCGCAGCCGGGCCUGUCAGCACGAACUGCCUUCACGGGGGGGUUGGAUGUUGGCCCCAAGCUGCAGUGCCGGGGCGCGGGGAUGUGCCGUGGUCUCCAGCACCGCAGAGCACUCACGUGUAUGAAGCGUUUCAGAGGUAACUAUAGGCCGAGGAUUAGAUCUCACAUACCAGCUGCUGUCCAAAACCUGUCCUUUGAUGAUCUCUCGUAAGCACUGUGUUUUCCAGCAAAAUGCAGAAGGGCAAUGGACUGUCAAGGAUAACAAGAGUCUAAAUGGAGUCUGGCUUAACAAACACCGUCUGGAUCCCUCCAAAGCCUAUCCUAUUGCUGAAGGAGACCGUAUCCAGUUGGGAGUGCCUUUGGAAAACAGAGAGGCUGCUGAAUAUGAGUAUGAAGUAAUUAAAGAGGAAUGGGAGAAAAUCAGACCCUUUUUAGCCCAAAGAAGUGACCUGGGGAAAGCUAGGAGUUCAAGAACGAAACGUAAGUUUAAUUCAGAGGAAUUGGAGACAUCUGGAUCAGAAGGCCCUUCAGACUCCAGAUCCAAAAGAGACAGAGUAUCUUGUGACAAUGACCCUUUGGGUAAAUCAUCGGGUAGGGCUGAAGAGGCCAAACAGUUAACAGAGAAUGUGGAUAUCAAGCUGCCUCCUCCUGGACCCAGUGAGGAGGAGGUCAGUGAUCCGGUGCUUAAUAGCCCUGUGUGCUCUGAGAAGGGAGUGUCUGUCCUCCGUAAGGACCAGAAAGGCUCUGGUCUUGCACAGUCAUGGAAUGGGUUGGAAAUGCUGAGGAAGACAUUGGCAGAUAUAAUGAAGUUAAAAGUCAAAGUGCAGGAGAAGCAGACAGCAGUGCUGAAUGUGAAGCAGAAGCGCAAGAAGUGUGCACAGAAGGAGAUCCUGGCAAUGGAGCAGGAGCUGCAGGAGUUGCAGAGCCAGCUGUGCACAGAACAAGAGCAUCAUCAGCAGCAGGUGGAAGAGCUGGAGAGGACAUUCUCUAAAGAGCAGCAGAAGUUAGAGGGAGUAAAGGGCCAACAUGGGGAAGAGAAUCUGAAGGAGCAGCUAGCCCAGGUCCUGCAGGAGCAUCGUGCUUUGAUGGAAGAACUGAGCCGUAGUAAAAAAGAUUUUGAGGAGAUAAUUCGAGCCAAGAAUAAAGAACUGGAAGAAACCAAGGAGGAGAAGGAAAAAGUGAGAGCCCAAAAAGAAGAGGUGUUGAAUCAGAUGAAUGACGUGUUGGAGAAUGAGUUGCAGUGCACAAUCUGUUCUGAGCACUUUAUUGAGGCAGUCACUCUGAACUGUGCACACAGCUUCUGCUCCUACUGUAUCAACGAGUGGACAAAACGUAAAGUGGAGUGCCCUAUCUGCAGACAGGAGAUCAAAUCAAAGACACGCUCUCUGGUCCUGGAUAACUGCAUUGACAGGAUGGUAGAAAAACUGGACAUGGAAACGAAACGGCAUCGCCUGACCCUUAUCAGAGAGCGGAAAGAGAAACGGAAUGUGUUGGUGAACCCAGCCACGGACAGUGACAGCAGUGUCAUUUCUUCCAUUUACUCCGUCUUGUUGUUGAGCAGUUGUGACAGUGAAGACUCUGAAGAGGAUUCUUACUACCGUGAAAGCUACUACAUUAUCUAAACACUCUUACUGUCAACUUGUUUGCCUGUGUGCUUCCCAGAACCACCCUAAUGGUGUUUGGUUGACGGCUGCUGGAUGAGUGGACUUGACAGCUGGAAGGAGAGGUGUACUAUGAAGACGCUGGAGCUAAGAAGUAGCAGCAUUUGGAAGAAGGACUUUAUUUUUUUAAGUGAAUGUACAGAAACUUGAUCUCUAAACCAAAACUGGGAUUGUGAGACAAAAAAUUGCCCUUACACUAGAUUAUUGACAUCCAAAACCUAGGCUUCCAUGACCACUCAUGGCCUGCUCAGUGUCGUGUAGUAGUAUGGAUCACUGCCAUUCCCUUAGUGAAUGACGUAUUUAAAUGUGUGCAUCAGCUUCUCUUAUUUCAGGCAACAGAGGGAAUGGCCCAAGCUAUUUGAGAACUUGAUUGUCCUCACCAGCAGGCAGGAGAGGUGUAUCACGAGGAAGAGGCUCCUUGUGUUUUCCUCUUGAAUUUCAUAUAUCAGCUGGAGUCAUCCCAGGCCCCUGGCAGUAAAGGUAACAAAGAAUGGGUUAUGGACCCUGUCAGCUUUUAAGUGCUUAAAGGCAGCGAAGCUGAGCGGUUGGCCAUCAAUUUGCUCUGCUGAUGUUUCUCAUUUUCUGUUAGAUCCUUCCAGAAUUUGUUAGCUAAUGCUCUUUUUCUGUAGUGUAUUUAGUUUGUUCCUUCUUCAGGCUUUUGCAUAGAGGCUUUCAGAACUGGGAAGCAGCACAUCCAGAAUUUACUAGCAAUGACUUCAGAAACUCAUAAUAGUUCUUGUCAGCAGCAGAGAGGAACCUUUGCCUCUUCAGAAGUGCUGUUAUCUGAAUUAAUGAAAUAUCCUGUUGGCAGGGUAGGAAAGCAGCAUCUGUAGGCAACCAAAAGGCACAGAGGGAAGCAUUUAGUGUUAUUGUUUACAAAACAUUCAGCCGUGGGCUGUACUACCCUCACAGCAAAUCAUUCAUCCCUAAGAGACUGAGCAAGUCUUGCCUCAUCUUGUAAUGAAUUUGUCUGAGAAUUUCCAUUUUCAGUGGCAUAUGCUUUUGACUUAGCUGUUACAUGGAAAGGACUUUUUUACACUGUGAGAAGAGGAUGGGGGAAGCCUUUCUCAUCUGUAAUAUUUCUUUAGCCAUUUGUAUGUACUUCCUUGUUUCUAUGUUUAUUUUGUGUAAGAAGCAAAAUGUUAAUGCAGAAAUGGAUUUGUCUUCCUUGGUGCAACCACUGAGAGGAAUAUCUUUCUCCUAGUUGUCUUAGAUUUUCUUGAGAAAACACAAACUAUCUCAUUUUAAUGACUUUGUUUGCUUCAUGUUUUGAUUGCUAUAAGCACUGUGACUGUUAUAAAGUUCUUUGAAAGACCAGUGUAUUCAGGAAUUGAGAGAAGACAACCCAACUCUUCAGGCCUGUGGCUAUCCUAAUGGUAAUUUUGUCGUUACAGUUGUACCUCUUGCCUUGUUCCACUGAAGAAAGAUGCCCAUAAAAAGGUGUGUGAGCGAUGCUGCUGUUCUAAGGAAACUGUGUGUGCUGACAGAUUGAAUGUGUAGCACUUAAAAACAGGGGAGGUAGGUCCAGUUUGUGGGCCACACAACUUAUUUAAAAUCAUAGUGUAAGGUUAUGAAGGAGUCAUUGUAUCUUGAGUUUUCCUCUUUCCGUUUUCUGUAUGUGCUCUUGAAAGUUUCUUCUGUGAAUAUGCCCUCUCUAGGGUGUCUGAGAGAAUAGGGUUCCACAAAACGCUUGUGAAAUAGGUUGACAUUAGAACAAUUGUUCCUGAUGCAGAGGAGUAGGAGGAAAAUACUUUGGUUAUCUAAGAGUGCUAAUUCCUCUACUGUGUACCUCUGUUAUUGCUGUGCUUUUUUUGCCUGUUUCAUUUGGCUAAAUACAUUUAUUUUGCUA
This is a messenger RNA of Apus apus (common swift), 3696 nucleotides long. RefSeq names its product ring finger protein 8 (gene RNF8). Gene Ontology annotation, biological process: protein K48-linked ubiquitination; double-strand break repair; ubiquitin-dependent protein catabolic process. The transcript has 8 exons. The coding region runs from base 384 to 1808 and encodes 474 amino acids. Gene Ontology annotation, cellular component: nucleus; cytosol; ubiquitin ligase complex. The record is from RefSeq and is a predicted model, not a curated record. Gene Ontology annotation, molecular function: histone binding; ubiquitin protein ligase activity. NCBI's taxonomy places the organism in Eukaryota, Metazoa, Chordata, Aves, Apodiformes, Apodidae.